CUUCUGUCUGUUGUGACCUUUGACACACCGGAAAAUAAAGCUUGCUCUUCCGGAAGUCACUGAAGCGCUGGAGUUACUCUGAAAAUGACACGAACUACAAGCUUAUUGCAUUAAAUUUGUAUGGGGGGUUGUUGACAAACCGAAUGAGUGGUUUAAGUUCCAGCAAGAACCAGGUGGAUAUUGGUUGGCUUUAUUAAGAAGAUAUUGUUUCUCCUGCUGAACACACCAGCGUGUGUGUGUCUGCUCCCCCUGUGACUGUAAACUAACGGGACAGGUUCGCGCAAUGGAUCAGAACAACAGCAUACCAGCCUUUCAGGGACUGGCCUCCCCUCAGGGUGCCAUGACACCAGGUAUGCCGAUGUUCAGUCCCAUGAUGCCAUACGGUUCAGGCCUGACACCUCAACCUGUGCAGAACACAAAUAGCUUAUCUAUACUGGAGGAACACCAGAGACAGCAGCAACAGGCGGCUCAACAAGCACAGCAGGCCAGUGCAGGUAACUUUAAUCCCUUCCAGCUUCUGAACACAGUAGUUUUCAUUUCUGAUUUUGCUGAAGUAUUCACCCCCCCAUCCCCAUCCGCAGGUCUUCCGGGAACAUCGGGGCAGACUCCUCAGCUCUUCCAUUCCCAAGCAGUCACAGGUUCCACCACCACUGCACUGCCAGGGAAUACCCCGCUAUACAAUACUCCACUCACCCCCAUGACCCCCAUCACACCAGCCACACCAGCCUCAGAGAGCUCUGGAAUAGUGCCACAGCUACAAAACAUUGUGUCGACAGUCAAUCUAGGCUGUAAACUGGACUUGAAGACCAUCGCACUGAGAGCUAGGAAUGCCGAGUACAACCCAAAGCGUUUUGCCGCAGUCAUCAUGAGAAUACGAGAACCCCGAACCACUGCUCUUAUUUUCAGCUCUGGGAAGAUGGUCUGCACGGGAGCGAAGAGUGAAGAGCAGUCAAGGUUAGCGGCCAGGAAAUACGCUCGUGUCGUGCAAAAGCUGGGUUUUCCUGCCAAGUUUUUGGACUUCAAGAUUCAGAAUAUGGUGGGCAGCUGCGACGUCAAGUUCCCCAUUCGUCUGGAGGGUUUAGUACUCACACAUCAACAGUUUAGCAGCUAUGAACCGGAGCUGUUUCCAGGAUUGAUUUAUAGAAUGAUCAAACCCAGAAUCGUCUUGCUCAUCUUUGUUUCCGGGAAGGUCGUACUAACAGGUGCAAAGGUGAAAGCAGAAAUCUAUGAAGCGUUUGAAAACAUCUACCCUAUCCUGAAAGGUUUCCGCAAGACCACGUAGAAGUAACUCCCCCUUCCCCAAAUGUGACCCUCAUUUGUGUUUUUUUCUAAGUUUCCCUUUAUAGGUUAACUGCUGUAUUAGCAGUUUUAUUUUUUCUGAUCAUCAACAUGGCUAUGUUUUUAGUAUAGGUGUUCCCACUUAUCUCCAAGUGUUUAUUCAUGCUCUUGUAAAUACGUUUGAAUGGAAAAGCCGUUUGACAGUUCUUAUGGCUUUUUUUUAAGCAAUGGUCAAAGUUUGAUAUUCUAUUUUUGUUGAUUUCUGCUCAAUUUGUUUCGUCCUUUUACUGUUAGGCUCUCAACUCAACUGGCUGAUUGAUUCAUAUGAAGUUUUCAACGCUUUGUGUAAUUGAGUUGUAUCGAGUGCCACACUAUCAUGAUAAAUGAUUUUAGCAGGCAAACAUUCACAGGUUAAAUUUGUAAUGGCCAAACCUUUUUAACUGAAUGUAAAGGUGAUUACUCACAUGACCCCUUUCUGCACCCUCUCCAUUUUUGUUUUUGUCCAUUUUAUGAAGAGUUGAUGGCCACUCUUGUGUCUGCACUUGACCAGAACAUGUCCUUCACAUUAUUUUAAAUACCAGAAAUUGCUCUUAACGUUGUUACCAAAAGCAGCUGAAUGUUUUGAUAUCCAAAAUUUUAUUUGUUCAUGUUCUGCACUAUGCGUCAAUAAAUCUGUACA
Doryrhamphus excisus (bluestripe pipefish) is the source of this 1957-nucleotide messenger RNA. NCBI's taxonomy places the organism in Eukaryota, Metazoa, Chordata, Actinopteri, Syngnathiformes, Syngnathidae. The record is from RefSeq and is a predicted model, not a curated record.